CCCUUCCUUAAACAAGAAAGAGUCGGGCAGGAGCUGGAGCAGAGCGGGCAUAUAACGCCGCGCACCAUGUUUCUCAGCUAUACAUGGCGAUUUUGUUGAGAAGCAAAACCUUCCUUUCCUCUCGUCUCAAAUCAUUACCUCGCUUUCAGAGGUGCAAGCAAACAUUAGGUGAAAGAGGUUUCCAAGCUGAAUUGUAUUCUGAAAUGGCUCCAGCGCCUAAUCCUGCACUUCAUCCAAUUGACGCGUCAAAAUGGAAGAAGAUUCAAGCAAGCAAGGUGGGAAUAACUGGUUCUAUGAUUUCGCUUCCCUCCUGGAUUGUUUUGAACACUCUCCACAAAGAAGGUUUUGAGGCCUACUUAGUUGGCGGCUGUGUUAGAGAUUUACUACUAAAAAGAAUACCUAAAGAUUUUGACGUAAUUACCACUGCUAAUCUUAAACAGAUUAAGAAGAAAUUUCAUCGUGCACAGAUUGUUGGACGAAGAUUUCCAAUAUGCAGAGUGCAUAUUAAAGGUUUUGUAAUUGAGGUAUCAAGUUUUGAGACAGUGGCAAAACAUGAUGAAGACAAAGCAAAAGCUUUAUCAUCUUUAAUCCCAAAUGGAUGUGAUGACAAAGACUUAAUCCGUUGGAGAAAUAGCAUGAAUCGAGACUUCACUAUCAAUAGCUUAUUUUUUGAUCCUUUUACAUUUAGGAUUUAUGAUUACAACAAUGGAAUGUCAGACCUGAAGUCAUUAAAGUUACAGACGAUAAUCCCUGCUCAUCUGUCGUUUCAAGAGGACAGUGCAAGAAUUCUCCGGGGCUUAAGAAUUGCGGCUCGUCUAGGCUUGUCAUUUUCAAAGGAUACUGAGAGUGCAAUGCACAAUCUUUCAUCCUCCAUUGAGGGUUUAGAUAAGUUCAGAUUAAUGUUGGAACUGAACUACAUGCUGUCUUAUGGAGCUGCUGAGUCCUCCAUCUACUUGCUCCAGAGAUUUAACCUGCUGAAUAUUUUACUUCCAUUUCAGGCAGCAUACAUUAAUCAGCAGAAAUCCGCCCAGAAUUCCAUGAUGCUGAUGAAAUUGUUCUUCAAUUUGGAUAAGUUGGUUUCUUGUGAUCAUCCUGCUGAUAGCAGUCUAUGGAUUGGAUUGUUGAUUUUUCACCUGGCAUUGGUAAACAACCCUCAAGAUGCACUUGUAGUCUGGACAUUUGCCUCUGUCCUGUAUCAUGGAAAGUGGAAGGAAGGUGUUGAAUUUUCAAGAGAACAUACUAAAGUGGGGGUUAAAUUUGUACCUGAAGUCUCAGGGUUUUCUGAGACUAAAUCAGACGAAGACCUCGCCAAAGAAGUUUCUCAGUUUGCAUCUCUGGUGCAAGAUUCUGUAUGUGCCUUAACUGAAACAAGCAGUCUAUUUGAAUCAAUGUCCAGAUAUCCGUUAUCCCCAUGCUCUGGUUUGGUGUUUGUGCCAAAGAAAACUGCAAGAGAUGCUGCUAAAAUUUUUGACCUGAUGGUAGAUGAUAUUGAAUCUUUCAUAAAUGGAAGACAGAGAGAGAGCCCCGGGAUUAACUACCACUUGCUUGGGAAAGGGGAUCCACGUGAGACAGGAUAUGUACUUGGCAAAAUUAUUUUAGAAACAAUGAAAGAUGGUUGCCUUGGAGAAGGAACACAGAUAGCCUAUGGUGAGAAAGACCACCUGCAACCAAAGGUGAUUGAGAAAACUCAGGCAAAUAAUCAACUUCCAUUGAAGAAGGAUAAAAAACGUGUUCCAUCCUUAUUGAAUCCUGAAGCCAAGCAAGGGCUGCCGAAGAAGCAAAAAUCAGUUGACAGUGACCACGAUAUUUCUGAACUAUAUGCUGCUAUAAAGAAGCAAAUUGCUAAAGAGGAGUUGCGGGACUUGGCUAAGAAGCACCAGAAGUUAGUAGAGGCAUAUAAGUUUUCUGAACAGGAGACAAGCUUGAUGCAAGGAAACAUCUCGGGAGAUGAGAAAAGUCAUUUACUGAAUCAGGAAAGGACAGUGGUAAAGGAAGAUACUCAUAAGAGUGAUAGUAAAAAGAAAGCUAAGAAGGAUAUGAAGGUAAGUAAUAAACAAACAAAGGUAGUUGGCAAGUAUAAUUUGAGCCAGGAUACCGUAGUUAAUUGGCAAAAGCUGUUAGGGAAUGAAGGUUGCAAGGAAGAGGUGAAGGAAAAAACUGAGAAACAUGAACCUAAAGCAGUAAAAAAGAAAGGCAGUCGAACUUUGCUUUCGAGUCUCUUCAAGUGAUCACUUCAUUCUUUGCAUGCUACACUUUCUAGAACAGCUAUUUAGGUAGAGGCAACAACUGACCAGUAAAUUAUCUCUCUUCUACGAAAGUUGUAUGAUAAAAUGAAAAUCCUAGAGGCAGAUGUAGCUUUUGCGUGAUUAGGUUUAUGCUAGUGUCAUUUCUUAACAAAAUUUUGACAGGUGAAUGGGUUGAUAUGGUUAUAAGCAUUGAUAUAUUGUUCACUUUUCUUCCGGAAAUAAAGAGUUGAGUGUAGAGAUAAGGUUCCUUUCA
Molecule: messenger RNA, 2499 nt
Organism: Theobroma umbraticum
Lineage: Eukaryota; Viridiplantae; Streptophyta; Magnoliopsida; Malvales; Malvaceae
Biological process (GO): RNA processing
Molecular function (GO): nucleotidyltransferase activity; RNA binding
Source: RefSeq, a predicted model, not a curated record